Molecule: messenger RNA, 993 nt
Organism: Diaporthe amygdali
Lineage: Eukaryota; Fungi; Ascomycota; Sordariomycetes; Diaporthales; Diaporthaceae
Exons: 1
Coding region: 1-993 (330 amino acids)
Source: RefSeq, a predicted model, not a curated record
AUGGCACCAAUCUACAACUCCGAGACCAAGGCCAGCGAGCUUGUGGCACACUACGCAUCUGAGAUCGCCGGGAAAAUCAUUCUUAUUACAGGUGCCUCUGCUGGUAGCCUCGGCGAGAGCUUCGUCAAGCAGGUCGCCGUAGGAAAACCAGCCAUCUUGAUUCUAGCCGGCCGCUCUGUCUCCAAGAUGCAGGGCCUCAUUGAUGAGCUCAAUGCCUCGCAUCCCACGGUCAAUGUCAAGCCCCUGCCGCUGAACCUGCUCUCUUUCACCGACGUUCGCAAAGCUGCCGAUACACUAAAUUCCUGGGCUGACGUGCCUCAAAUCGACAUCUUGAUCAACAAUGCAGGCAUCAUGGCCGUGCCUUACAAGCUGACUGAAGACGGUUUCGAAACUCAAUUCCAGACCAAUCACCUCAGUCAUUUCCUCUUCACCAACCUCAUUAUGGACAAGUUACUCGCCUCAAAUGCCCCGCGAGUAAUCUUCGUCUCCAGCGGCGUCCAUCGCAUCGGCCAUAUCCGUUGGUCGGACUACAACUUCAACGAGGGCAAGCAUUACCAGAGAUGGCUGGCGUACGGUCAGUCAAAGACUGCAAAUGCCCUGACGGCGCUCGCACUCGCCGAGAGGCUCGGCUCCAAGGGGGUCCUCAGUUUCUCUCUAUGCCCUGGAACGAUCUACACGAAUCUGGCAGCACAUGGACUCGAUGACCAGGCUUCCUUUGCCGCAGACCUCACUGAAAUGGACAAUAUAUACGGAAACAAAUGGUUGUGGGGGAUGGCCGAUAUGAAGUUCAAGACCUUGGAUCAGGGCGCAGCGACCCAUGUUUUUGCUGCGUUCGAUAACAGCAUCAAAGAGCACAAUGGCGCAUUUCUGUCUGAUUGCCAUGUUGCCGAUCCGUUCUUGGAAGAAGUCUAUUCCUGGGCGACGAGCAAGGUCGAUGCGGAGAGGCUGUGGAAGCUAAGUGAGAAGCUUGUUGGGCAAGAGUUUAAGUUUUAA